AUGGCACGUUUUACACAAACUACUGAGAAACUUAAUAUGGUUUCAAAGUCUAAGAAGGUAAAAUUGGAAAUGGUCACAAAAAUAUUAAUAGAUUUGAACAAAAAAAUUUCCGAGGUAAAAAAAAUUGCAAUGGAACCCAUUCCAAUUGAUAUGCUUACCAUGGGAAAUAUUGAGCAUCUUUCUCUAAACUUAACCCAAGAACUAACAAAUAAUGGGAAUGUAAAUAUUGAUGCCAAUGGAUCCUUAUCUUUAUUGAAGUCAUUAAUCCAUGAAUUUCUUGGACUAUCUUCUAUUAUUAUGGAUAAUUCAUCUAUGAACGCUGAAAAUAUAUUACUAAACAUUGAAUUGUCUAAGUGUAUUUCAUCUAAUAGAAAUAAGCUACGAGCAAUAAUAGUACAAAUAUUUAUGAAGUGGCUUAAAGACGACAUUAUGAUUAGAAACUAUAAGAAUAUGAAAGAGAAGGGUAAUUUUGUUGAAAAUUUCAAUUUUCCAAUAUCCUUGAGUACAUUUAUAAUCAGGAGUAUUUUAACAAGUUCAAUCCAAAAAGAUGAAAUAAACAGAAUUAUUUUGGAUAGUAAAAAUAACAUGUCAAAUGAUACAUUUAUCAUGGAGAAUCUGCUUCUUAAUGAAUAUAUUAUGAAUUUUAAAGACUUGAGGUAUUUUUUUCUAAGGAACAUUUUAAACCUUCUCAAUAAAUGCUCAGAAGGAAUUGUCUCCAAUUUUGAUCAUGGGAAAAAUUCAAAUAUAAUUAGUGAUAUUAAUAAUGAGAAAGUAAAUCUAAUGACAACUAUCUUACUAAGAGUAUAUCAUAUAUUGAUCAAUCUACCGGUUCCGAAUGAGAAUCAAUUAUGCGAAAAUGAUCAUUCAAAUAUAAACAAAGCUGAUUUGUUGUUUAAUUCUGAUUUUGAUGGAGAUUUAGAUAAAAUUGCCAAGUUUGAGAAGAAUUAUAAAACAUUAUAUCAAAAGCUAUGGUUAAAAUAUAUUAAUUUAGUCAUUACAGACUAUGACUAUGAAAACAAAAUUAUUCCACUUCCUAUUUUGAAGGAUGCACUGGAAUAUGUUUCAGAGUUCGUGAUGCCGAUAAUAUCCAACCCAUUAGAGCUCGCAGAUAUAUUUAAAAAUUGUUUUGAUGGAGUGAGCAGUAAAAUUAAUCCAAUGGAUAAGUUGGCAAUUUCAGUAAUUUCACUAAAUGGGUUAUUUUACCUCAUUGUUAAUAACAGAUUAAAUGAAAGCUCUCAUCUAGAAAGUGAUAGUGAAGAAAAUAUAAGUUCAGGUUACUAUCGUCGUUUAUACGAAAUACUAUGUCCUCCCAUUUUUUCGCUGAAGUUUAGAACAAAAUUCCUAAAAUUACUGUCAAUUUCACUGUUUUCACCAUUAAUUCCCAUGGCAGUAUUGAGCUGUUUCAUAAAAAAACUGAUUAGAAUUUCACUUUUUACCUCCAUCAAUAAUACAGUUUGGAUAAUUGCUUUGGUUAAUAGCUUAAUAAAAAAGCAUAGAAACAUAUUAUUUCCAAUAUUAUCCCUCAACGAAGGUGAUGAAAUUUAUGAAUAUGUAGACCGAAUUUUGAAGAGUACACAAGGUGAGCUUUGGUCAUAUGAUAAAGGUUUGAAUGUUUAUAAAAAUGAUCAAUUUUUGGAUUCGUACGAAUCUUCAGUAAACAAAUCAGAAGAGCAUAAAAUGAAUAAAGCGGAUAAUAUGAAUAUUAACAGUGAAAUGGGUACCUAUUUGUCGAGCAAUUUUGGACUUUGGGAGUUAUAUGUUCAUAAUAAGAGCGUUAUACCUGUAAUUAGACAUGUAUCAAAUACCUUAACUUUGAACGCAAGCAAUGCCAAAGUCAACUAUCAUCUCCAUAACUUGAAUUAUGAAGAUUUAAUUGGUUUAAACAUAGAAGAAAUAUUAGUUCAUGAAAUAUCAUCUUCAAACGGAAUUAUAUAUAACUACUCAACAUUUUUCAAAAAAGAUAAAGAAAAGAAAGCAAAUAUUCCUUAUAACUAUAUUGAUUGCAGUAGUUUAUCAUCUAAAAACUUAUCUCAAAUUUCGAAUAAGUUCUUCACUGAUUCAGAUGUUGAACUCUUUUCCCUAAUUUGA
Messenger RNA from Cryptosporidium ubiquitum, 2088 nucleotides. Its product is annotated as CCAAT-binding factor MAK21 family protein. The coding region runs from base 1 to 2088 and encodes 695 amino acids. Lineage: Eukaryota; Apicomplexa; Conoidasida; Eucoccidiorida; Cryptosporidiidae. Gene Ontology annotation, biological process: ribosome biogenesis. Gene Ontology annotation, cellular component: Noc4p-Nop14p complex; nucleolus; small-subunit processome. The transcript has a single exon. The record is from RefSeq and is a predicted model, not a curated record.